AUGAGCACCUUCACUACCCUUUCAAUCUGCUCCAUCCUUUUUGUUACCCUCUACUUCACCUCCGCCGAUGCAGCCAAGUUUGACAUCAGAAACAACUGUCCCCACACUGUCUGGGCGGCCGCAGUUCCAGGAGGCGGUAAGCGACUUAACCAUGGCGAAACAUGGACCAUUACCGCGAAUCCUGGCACCAAAGAGGCCCGAAUUUGGGCUCGAACCGGCUGCCAGUUUGACGCAGCUGGCAAAGGCAAGUGCCAAACUGGUGAUUGCAACGGUGUCCUCCAAUGCAAAGGCUAUGGAGUUCCUCCUAACACCUUAACCGAGUACGCGUUGGACCAGUAUGAGCACCAGGACUUCAUUGACAUCUCUAACAUUGAUGGGUUCAAUGUUCCUAUGGAAUUUAGCGCGGCUCCUGGUGGUAAAUGCACGCGUGUAAUCAAGUGUACGGCUGAUAUUGUUGGGCAGUGUCCGCAUCAAUUGAAGGUACCUGGAGGAUGUAACGGGCCAUGUCAUGUGUUCAAGACGGACGAGCAUUGCUGCAACUCUGGUAACUGCGGACCUACAAAUUUCUCUAGGUUUUUCAAGCAGAGGUGCCCGGAUGCUUACAGUUACCCUAAGGAUGAUGCAACAAGCACAUUUACUUGCCCGACCGGAACCAACUACAAGGUUGUGUUCUGCCCUUGAA
Messenger RNA from Pistacia vera, 682 nucleotides. Its product is annotated as thaumatin-like protein. NCBI's taxonomy places the organism in Eukaryota, Viridiplantae, Streptophyta, Magnoliopsida, Sapindales, Anacardiaceae. Bases 1 to 681 code for a protein of 226 amino acids. Gene Ontology annotation, biological process: defense response. Gene Ontology annotation, cellular component: extracellular region. The transcript has a single exon. The record is from RefSeq and is a predicted model, not a curated record.